Cordyceps fumosorosea ARSEF 2679 is the source of this 1602-nucleotide messenger RNA. RefSeq names its product LETM1-like protein. The transcript is spliced from 2 exons. Gene Ontology annotation, molecular function: ribosome binding. Gene Ontology annotation, cellular component: mitochondrial inner membrane. Gene Ontology annotation, biological process: intracellular monoatomic cation homeostasis. The coding region runs from base 1 to 1602 and encodes 533 amino acids. NCBI's taxonomy places the organism in Eukaryota, Fungi, Ascomycota, Sordariomycetes, Hypocreales, Cordycipitaceae. The record is from RefSeq and is a predicted model, not a curated record.
AUGAGCGCCUCAUCAAGGGCGGCUCGCCUGGCGACCCGCGGCAACCUAGGGGUUGCUUCGCGCCACAUCUCGCGCAGUGUUCAGCCUGCUCUCCUGUCCCGGCACAUUCUGCGCCAGUCACAAAUCCCCGCGCUGGCGCUGCUCGUUCCCGCCCGCUACAUCGGUACCGAACAUCACCGAUCCGAUGCCUCGGCCGGCCCGCCUCCUGGCUUCAAUGCCGAGCAGGCUAAGAAACCUCUCGCUAAGGAGGCGGCUGCUCCCACGAAGACGGCUGCAAAGGACAAGUCUGCGUCCGAGGCUGGCUUGUCAAAAGACGAAGCUAAGAUGGAGGAGCUGAUGGCUAAGUCAGACGAGCAUGCGCAGCAAAAGGAGUUGCUGAAGAAGGAAAAAGAAGAAAAGAAGCUCACCCUCUGGCAAAAGGUUAAGAAGGAAGCUCGUCACUACUGGGAUGGCAGUAAGCUGCUGGCAGCUGAAAUCAAGAUCAGUUGGAGAUUGGCACUCAAGAUGGCAGCGGGGUACGAGCUGACCCGCAGAGAGCACAGGCAGCUUCAGCGAACUGUCAAAGAUUUGGGACGUCUUGUGCCGUUUUCCGUUUUUAUUAUCGUGCCGCUGGGUGAAGCCCUUCUUCCACUUGCUCUCAAGCUGUUCCCCAACAUGCUGCCUAGCACAUUCGAGGGGCAAAAGUCCAAGGAGGCCAAAGCCACUCUCCUUCGAAGCACAAGGAAAGAGGUCAGCAGUUUUCUGCGCCAGACACUUAAGGAGACUGGCUUGCCCCUCACUGCUGCCGCGGCACAAAAGGAAGAAUUUGCCAACUUCUUCCGCAAGGUCCGAUCCACCGGUGAGGCGCCCACCAACGAGGACGUCAUCAAGGUCUGCCAGGUCUUCCGUGAUGACCUGACGCUCGACAACCUAUCGCGCCCCCAGCUCGUUUCCAUGUGCCGCUACAUGACCCUCAAUACCUUCGGUACCGACAUGAUGCUCCGUUACCAGAUUCGUCACCGCAUGAAGCAGAUUAAGAGAGAUGAUCGUGCCAUCAGCUUUGAGGGCGUUGACAGCCUGACCGUUGCCGAGCUGCAGAUGGCCUGCGCUGCUCGUGGCAUCCGCACCCAUAGCGUCUCGCCCGCUCGCAUGCGCAGCGAUAUGCAGACUUGGCUCGAUCUGCGUCUCAAGGAGCGCGUUCCCUCCACGCUCCUUGUCCUGAGCAAUGCCUAUAUGUACGGCCAGGGAUCUGGCGAGGGUGGCAGCCAGAUUGAGGCGCUUAUUGGUGUCCUUUCCUCCAUUCCCGAGGAGCUGUACCACGAGAUCGAGCUUGAGGUCCACAACGCCGAGGGCGCUGCUACCAAUAAGCAACGUCUCGAGGUCAUCCGCGAGCAACAAGAUCUGAUUGAGGACGAGAAUGAGCAGAACGAGGAGAGCCAGAGCACCGGCAUGGCCACGCCUCGCGAUGUUGAAGACAUUGACGAGAAGGAGGAGCGCGAGCAGCAUGCCCAAGAGGCUGGUGCGGGUAAGAAGCAAGCUGGCGAGAUGGUCGAUGCUGAGCAGGACCAGGCACAGGUUGCGAAGGAAGAGGUCAAGGCUGCUCCGCCCAGCGAACAAAAAUAA